Messenger RNA from Pseudophryne corroboree (corroboree frog), 2134 nucleotides. It is a transcript of the gene STK25, whose product is annotated as serine/threonine kinase 25. The record is from RefSeq and is a predicted model, not a curated record. Bases 714 to 1961 code for a protein of 415 amino acids. Gene Ontology annotation, cellular component: cytoplasm. Gene Ontology annotation, molecular function: ATP binding; protein serine/threonine kinase activity. NCBI's taxonomy places the organism in Eukaryota, Metazoa, Chordata, Amphibia, Anura, Myobatrachidae. The transcript has 11 exons. Gene Ontology annotation, biological process: protein phosphorylation.
CAAGUCCCAGGUUACCUUGCGCGGGUGACGUCACUGUGUGUGAAACUAGGGUGGGGGUCUGUACAUAGGGGAGACAGGGACAGCAGGCCCCGUGCGAAGAUCACCUCAUGCCCUGCAACAGGCUUGUAGGCAAUUCGCAGCAGUAGCAUGGUGGCGCAGCUGCCAUAGCCUGGCAUUGGGGCAGGCUGCGGGCUCCACAUGCUGCAGGUUUGGGAGGAUGUAGCAUGAACCAUCCUCUGGGUCAGCAGAUGUGUUACAGGGGGAGACAUCAGCAUUCUGCAUUAAGGCUCAGGGAUUGUGAUGGGAAUAUGGUCUCUCAGUCCUAGCUGUGCAGCAAUGCAGCAUUUAUUUCCACACUAAUAAUGUACAUAUGCCUCAUGGUGGAUGAUUACUGCUGGACAUUGCAUAGCUCCUUCCCAUAGGGCAUAGGUCUGUAUGUAAGGUUACUUGGCUGCUGCUGCUGACACAGAAUCCCGCUGCUACAGUUAAGUACAGCAGCACUUUAUAAGCACACACUGAAGAGACCGCCUGCUGCUAUAUGUGUAUGUGUCUUACAUUCUGGUGCUGGGCAGACAUAUUUUUCAGGUUCAUUAUAAAAUAGGGACAUGUAAGGGUAGCAAUAUGGGGUGAGUUGUGGAGCUGGACCCACAGAAGCAUUUACGCACGUAACGUCUGGCUGAUUUUUCGCUGAGCGGAGGAAAACUGACUUCAGAAUGGCCCAUAUCCGAGAUUUCCCAGCACAGGGAUCCAGGAUGGAUCCAGAGCGCCUCUUCACCAAGCUGGAACGCAUUGGGAAGGGCUCGUUUGGAGAGGUGUAUAAAGGGAUAGAGAACAGCAGCAAAGAAGUGGUGGCCAUCAAGAUCAUAGACCUGGAGGAGGCAGAAGAUGAGAUUGAAGACAUUCAGCAAGAAAUCACAGUUUUGAGCCAAUGUGACAGUCCUUAUAUUACUCGUUAUUAUGGCUCCUACCUCAAGGGGUCAAAGCUUUGGAUCAUUAUGGAGUAUUUGGGUGGGGGAUCGGCACUAGACUUGUUGAAACCCGGCCCGCUGGAAGAGUCCUAUAUUGCCACAAUGUUACGGGAAAUCCUUAAGGGCCUGGAUUAUUUACACUCUGAACGAAAGAUCCAUCGAGACAUCAAAGCUGCAAAUGUAUUGCUGUCAGAGCAAGGAGACGUGAAGCUAGCUGAUUUUGGGGUAGCAGGUCAGCUGACCGAUACUCAGAUCAAGAGAAACACGUUUGUGGGCACCCCAUUCUGGAUGGCACCAGAAGUCAUCAAGCAGUCCGCCUAUGAUUUUAAGGCAGACAUCUGGUCCUUGGGCAUCACAGCCAUUGAGCUGGCCAAAGGUGAGCCUCCAUACUCUGACCUCCAUCCCAUGAGAGUCUUGUUCCUCAUUCCCAAAAACAACCCUCCAUGUCUGCAAGGCCAUCACAGCAAACCAUUUAAAGAUUUUGUGGAUGCUUGCCUGAACAAAGACCCCCGAUCUAGGCCCACGGCCCGGGAGCUGCUCAAACAUCGCUUCAUUUUGCGUUACACCAAGAAAACCUCCUUCCUUAUGGAACUGGUGGAACGAUACAGGCGCUGGAAGUCCCAGGGCCACCGCGAUGACUCCAGCUCUGACGAGUCUGAUCUGGAUAACGAAGAUGAGAGAAAUCCGAGCCAAACCCCUCACUGGUCAUUUCCAGAAACCAUGAGACCCUCAUCCAUGAGCAGACUGCAGUGGGGAUACCAGCAGGUACAUCCAGCGGAAGUGAUAAAACGACUGCCACGAUCACACUGUUUAUCGGCGCUGGUAACUCCCGUAUUCCAGGAGCUACGAGAGCAGCGCUGUGCCGGAGCAUUCGGGUCUGUGCAAGAACUAGAGAAUGCUUUUAGCUUAGCAGAGGAGUCCAGCCCUGGAAUCACAGACCAGCUUAUCUCUCACCUGGUUCAGCGUGUGCAAAGGUUCUCCUCUGCGUCCUGAGCCAACGCCAUCCUCCUUCACUUCCCCAUGUGUAUUGGGACUGCACUGUGACCAGGAACACUACCAUCAUGGCAUUACUUGUGUGUAUUAUUGUAAUGUACAAACAUGUUUACCAAUAUUUCUCAUCAACCAUCACUUACUGUAUAGAAAUAAACUGACAUUUUAUACAUAAA